AUGGUACAGAAGACCAACCUAGCUUUUAGCCAAGCUGUUAUGAGUUGUCCUCUACCUAGCAAAUCCAAGAUGCCAACUCUUGAGAGCUUCGAUGGGAUGCGGGACCCUCUCAACCAUUUGGAUACCUACAAAGCUCUUAUGUAUUUGCAAGCCGUACCGGGCGAGAUUAUGUGCAGGGCUUUCCCCACCACAUUAAAGGGUUGGGCUCGUUUCUGGUUCAAUAAAUUAAAGCCAGGCUCUAUUGAAAACUUUGAAGAGUUGAGCAAACAAUUCAUAGGAUACUUCAUCGCUGGGCAGAGGUAUAAGAGACUAGCAACACAUUUAUUGAAUGUAGAAGAGGUGGAAGCCCCUACGAGCAUGAUAGAGUUGAUGGUUAGAGCACGGAAGCACAUGAACUCUGAGGAUGCUAUGAAUGCAAAAAAAAACAAGGAUGGUGAAGAUAAGAGAUCGGAUAAAAAGAGGCCGGCACCUAGCACUAGGGAGGAAAGUGAAUCGAAGUACAAGAAAUUCUCAAGCACCCAGGCUGACAGAUCAUCUCGCCGUCCAGUGAGCCCAGGCAAGUAUAAUAACUACACCCCCCUAAAUAUGUUUGUAGAGCAGGUCUUUCUACAGAUUCAAGAUGACGCGUCAUUGAAAUGGCCACCAAAGCUAAAAGCUAAUCCAACAAAGAGCUUCGCUGGUGGUGGGGAGACGAGUUCGGCUUGGAGGGCACAUGCCGGGAGAAUUCGAAAUUUUUUAGAGGUUAAUGACGUUGGAGUGACAAGUCCUCCAACAAAAUUACCGCGAGUUGAGGAGCCAGUCAUAAACUUUUCUGAAGAAGAUGACAAGGUAAUUCACCAGCCCCACGAUGACUUUCUGGUAGUUUUCAUGGUCGUUGCUAAUUUCACUGUGCGACGAAUACUGAUAGACAAUGGUAGCUCGGCAGACAUACUAUUUCUCGGGGUAUACAGCAAAUUGAAAAUCGGCCGAGAGAAGCUCCGCCCCAUGAAGUCACCACUGGUGGGAUUUUCAGGUGACAAAGUAUAUCCACUGAGGGUAAUUACCCUUCCAGUCACUGCAGGAGCCAAUCCAAAGCAGGUCACUGUAAUGGUGGACUUUCUAGUGGUGGACUGCCCAUCAUCAUAUAACAUUAUCCUGGGGAGGACAACAUUGAAUGCUAUGAAAGCAAUCACUUUUACUUACCAUCUCCUAAUGCCUUUCCAAACCGAAUAUAGUAUGGGAGAGCUAAAAGGGGACCAAACAAUGGCUCGAGAAUUUUAUGUCGCCUCUCUCAGAAAAACAAAAUCACAAGAGGCACUUAUGAUUGAAGAGUUGGAAGGGAGAGAAAGGCAAGACUUUCAUAGAGCGAAACCUACAGAGGAGCUAGAAGAGGUUAUCCUUGGUGAUGGUGAGCCCGAGAAAAAAGUGAGUAUAGGGUCUUUACUCCCCCCAAGUAUUAAUAAUGAACUUUCAAAAUUCCUCAAGAAGAAUCAAGACGUAAUUGUAUGGGCGCAUGAAGACAUGCCGGGUAUAGACCCAACUAUCAUGGAGCACCGCCUAAAUGUAAAUCCUAACUUUAAACCUAUCAGACAAACGAGGAGGACUUUCACUCCAGAGAGGAAUUAG
This is a messenger RNA of Cornus florida, 1605 nucleotides long. RefSeq lists its product as uncharacterized. The record is from RefSeq and is a predicted model, not a curated record. The coding region runs from base 1 to 1605 and encodes 534 amino acids. The transcript has 3 exons. NCBI's taxonomy places the organism in Eukaryota, Viridiplantae, Streptophyta, Magnoliopsida, Cornales, Cornaceae.